Paramuricea clavata is the source of this 3538-nucleotide messenger RNA. The record is from the annotation of a GenBank genome assembly. NCBI's taxonomy places the organism in Eukaryota, Metazoa, Cnidaria, Anthozoa, Malacalcyonacea, Plexauridae.
CUCGCUUAUAUUCCUCUCUCGACAAAGUCUGUUUUAUACAAAAAUACGACGUGUGUCCUGAAAAGUUAAAUUCCUCCUAUUUUUCUAGCCAAAAUAUCGGUAAAUUUUAUGGCAAAGAGUGAAAGAAAGACAAGCAAAGACUACAAAGAAUCGCUUUAUUUCGCUUUGUAUUUCCUGAAAGUGGCAACACCACGGCUGCGCAGUAACCAAGCCAUAUAAAAAAACCCCAAUAAAACAGUAAACAGAAUAAAAGGGCUGACUAGAAUUCUUCUAGAAACGAAAACAUCAACACAUUUUGCUUCUGUUGGACGUCAUGUCAGAACGACAGAAACUAAAGAUAAAAGCGAAGUGUCAAGGAGUUAUUAGACUUCUGAAAAUACCUAAAGACGUUUCAUACGAUGCUUUUUAUGAGCUGGUACGAAUUGAAUUUUAAGCUUGUUUUCGAUUGCGUUUUAAAAAUUGUGAAUUAUAAAUAAGGGACUUUCCAUUUUUUUGAAGUUGAAAAACAGUUUUGGCGUCUCAAAUUGCCAGUUGCAAUACAGCGACGAAGAAGGAGAUUCGGUAAGAGCUGAUUUUUGGUUAAAACAAUGUAGACGAGUAUUAAAAAUUGCAUUUUUCUAAUGUUAAUAUUUAUAUAAAUAUCUUGUGAUAUAUUUUUUGCGUAAUCAGGUAAAUAUCUUAGUUAUUUACACACUUUUAGUCACAAAUAUAAGUCAAAAUACCAUUAAAUCUUACUUUGUGUGAAUUGGUAGGUUCAAGUGGUGUGUAAAAGUUGAUAUUUUCCAAGAAAAAUAUAAUAUGGGAUUAACAGCCAGGUUAUUAUAUGAAAACAACACCAUGUUACCCAGUCACUAUAUGAGAAUAAUAACCUGGUACCUUCUGCACAUAUUGGUGAUAUCACACUAACACACUCUAUACCAUCUGAGAUGACAGUUGGAGCAGGUUGGAGCAAUGAAGAAGACUGGCUAAGACAUACUGAUGCUACAAUUUAUUUCAAUCUUCUUUGUCUUACAAAUGUGGGAGCAUAUCAGAUAUAUUGCUCAUGCUCAGUUCAUAUAAUUGGUUUACUGUUUGGUCCCACAACCAGUAAACCUAAUGUUUUCAGCAUAAAAUAGAUGCAUUGUACACCAUGAUCCAAGUCAAUAGGUACCAUUUAAGCCAAAUUUGUUUUACAAUGAACCAAAUCUUUGCUGUUACAGAACAUAGCGAUUGUAAGCAACUUGCUGCUUCGCCAUCUUGCUCUUCAUAUACUAUCGCCAAAUAAAAAAAUUGUAAAAUCUUUCUUAACAAGCUUAACCUUACUAACCAUAUCGAAGAUCUAUUUUGUAUAAAUUGUAAAUAUUUACUAAAUUGUAAUUGUAUUCAUUACUAAUUAUUUUUUUCUCAUAUGUAAAUAGUCGUAAUCUUUAAUACAUUUUAUGUUAAUACAUUUUAUGCCUGUAAAUAUCAAAAUAGUGCGAGGGCUGUAUGUUAGAUAACUUUUAUGGUUAAUACAUUUUCCCUCAUGAAAUAAAGUUUCUAUUCUAUUCUAUUCUAUUUACAGUAUAGUGCCUUACAGUUAAAAAUAAAUAUAAAAAAUUACUUUAUAAAAACUUCAAUUUUUCAUUGCAGGUUGAACUAGGAUCUCAGGGUUAGUACAGUACACAUAUAUGUGUAUAACAAAGUUGUUACUUAAUAUUUUUUUCAUUCUUGAUUAAAACUUCCAUUGCAAUUAACUUACUGAUAAUUCAUUUUCUGCACCUAUAUAGACGAGCUACAAGAAGCCUUCAAAGUAAGCCACGAUUGUCAUUUAUAUUUAAGUAUAGUCAUCAGUGUUACUUUUAAUAAAGCCUAUGGCUGCCGAUUAUGAUCUUAAAAAUUAACUUUUAUUCAUGUACAUUGAUUAAAUUACCCAGGUUGGAAAAAACCUUUCAUCACUGAAGAUCAACAUUAUCACACAGGAAAAUCCCACCAUGAGUGCAAUGAUCAACAAGGUUAGUUACAACAAAUUGUUACGGGUGGCUCUGUGGGUCAAAGUAAAGUAAGAUAACUGGAAAUGUACUGCCCCCCCAGAAAAUCUACACGCUCCCCUGGAAAAUUUGCAUCCCUCUCACCCUCUCUAGUAAUGAUCAGGGAUCACAUUAAUUUAUUUAAUUAAACCAGAGUAGCAAGUGAAAAUGUGUCUUAAAUUUACAAUUAUAAGGUCUAAAUAUACUCAAUUGAUUUAGCCAAGUGAUUGUUCAAAUACAACCCAAAGACAAUUGUCAGUUGACAAGAUGAACUCAGAUGACAGCGCAGCUUCCACAAACCGCAGUCCUAACGUUUUGGUUGAACCAUUGUCGAGCUUGACAAUCAAUGAAAAGCCAACGCCCAAGCCAAGACCACACCGCAGACGGAUUGGAUUCUACACGUCAUUGUGCAGCGAUAUUGUGGAGUCUGAAAAAGGCGAAGACAGCCAGAGUAGUGGCAAGGCCAAGAAAAAGCCUAAGAAGGAAAAGUCACUUCGAGGGAGCAAGUAUUAUGCAUCGUUAGCUGACGACAUUGCAGCCAUGAAGCUUGGCCAACCUGAUGAAAGUCAAAAAGAACGAAAAGAGAUGAAAAGGAGAAAUCCGUCAAGAACGAAUGAGGUGCCUGCACAUGAGUUGGCAAAAAAGCAAAAUAUGGACGAGGGAGUGAAACAGGUUGAACGAGAUUUGAGUGGUGUUUCCCUCAGUGAUGAAGAACCACCAAAAUGGUUUGACAAAGUUGUCGAUAAAGUAAGUUUGGUUCAAGAAUGUUUUAAAUUUUCCAUUAGAACAUGCUACUGUAUAUUGCAGACUUCAAAGAAAACGAUCAUCCGUCAGUUAUAUACAUGACAAAAUAUCGAUCCAUGCAAACCACUAAGCUUGAAUAGCGCUAAUCUAUACCGGCAAUGCUUAACUGAGAACAAAUUGUGUCAGAUUUUUUCUUGGAAGAUAGUUUAACGCAAAUGAUCAACGUCAUGAUGACGUCUUUAGCGUCACACACACACAAGUCCUUGUAGAUGAAGUGUGGAAUGUGUAAAUAUGAGUAUUCUAGUCAAGCUCAGUCACAUUUCAGUCGUGCAUAUAUAGGUCUUGCACAACAACUGAAUGAAUUGGCGAUCUUCAGUUAGUGGCAAUUAAAGUGAAACACCAAAACCAGUUUUGGUGUUUCACCUACUCCAGAUGUUUCGUGGUUUACUCGCGGUACACUACCCCUGACUACAGUACGUCGGACUACUUGGAACAUUCUAGUAAUUACUGUUUAUGCAACGCAAUUCAGUGUAAAAUCUUACCUUCUCUUUUUUCACCAUGUACUUUGAAUGUUGUUUCCACCAUGUAGUUUCACAAAAUGAAUGCUAUAAUAUUCUGAAUUUGUAGAUGAGUCAGUCAGUGUCUUCACAAGUGCUUGGUGCAUUAAAUGGUGCAGCUGGUAUAGCAACAGUAAAUCCUGUCAAAGCAAUGAGAAGAGAGCGUGGUAAGUUAAUCCCAAAUCAUCUCUUCAAUACUUGUACGAGUAAUUUGUUUGAGUUCUCAUGGAAUCAAUAGACAAGUCCAGC